Molecule: messenger RNA, 309 nt
Organism: Fraxinus pennsylvanica
Lineage: Eukaryota; Viridiplantae; Streptophyta; Magnoliopsida; Lamiales; Oleaceae
Source: the annotation of a GenBank genome assembly
AUGUUGGAUCUGGUAGCGGCAGUGGCUUUGUUGGUGGCGACGACUGUGGAUCUUGUUUAUCCGGGAGUCACCGCUCCGCCACCUGGCUCCCUCCCAAGAAGCGAAGAGCUCUCCGUAAAAAUCCAGGAUUUGAGGUUUGAAACUGCGACUACUAGAAUUAAGGUGACCCCCGAUGGCGAGUAUCUAAUAGCUUCAGGUAUUUACCCACCCCAAAUAAAAGUGUAUGAAUUGAAGGAACUAUCUUUGAAGUUUGAAAGACAUUUCGUAUUUGAAAUCAUUAAUUUCCAGCUCUGUUUGUCUCCAUGCUAA